Messenger RNA from Vairimorpha ceranae, 2769 nucleotides. RefSeq names its product nuclear pore complex protein nup155. The coding region runs from base 1 to 2769 and encodes 922 amino acids. The record is from RefSeq and is a predicted model, not a curated record. Gene Ontology annotation, molecular function: structural constituent of nuclear pore. Gene Ontology annotation, cellular component: nuclear pore inner ring; nuclear pore. The transcript has a single exon. Gene Ontology annotation, biological process: RNA export from nucleus; protein localization to nuclear inner membrane; protein import into nucleus. Lineage: Eukaryota; Fungi; Microsporidia; Nosematidae.
AUGAAUAAAAAGCAAAUUUUUAAUGAAACAAAAGCAUAUGAAGACAAUGAAGGUUACUCAUUAAGAGAAAUAUACAGUACAUGUGCACAGACAUUUUCAAGUUAUAAAACAAUAACAAAAAUAAAAGAAUAUGGAUUACCACCGGAAAAAUAUGAUAAAUGUGGUAUUAUUCCUGAUUUAUCUUUAAUAUGGUAUGCAUACAAUUAUAGGCUCUCAUUUUUUAAAUAUGAAUUAAAUGAAUGUGAGGAACUACCCCCAUUUUCAAGUAAAGUUCUUUUUAUUGAUGUAUUUAAACCCAAACAAGGCAUUUUUAAUAGUAAAAUAAUAUUCUGUCUUAUGAUUCUUACAGAAAAUCAGAUUAUUCUUUAUGGUGUUGAUCGUGAUAGUAAAUCACUUAUUAACACUAACUUUGUAAUUUCUGUACCCUCUACGCCAGUAUGUUAUGUAUUAAAAAAUGGGAGUAUAUAUUUGGGCUGUGAGAAUGGAAAUGUAUACGAAGUAAUUUACAAGAGUUUAGAUUCCUGGUCAUUUAAACUAAUGUAUUUGUAUUCACCUGAUACUUCUAUUAUAUCAAAUAUUGUACCAUCAAUUUUUAAGCGUAAAAAACAUAAAAUUAUUGCAAUGAGUGCUAAUACAAAAUAUUUAAUAACACUAAGUAAAAAAGUAAGUGUUUACAAUAUAGAAGGUGGGAUAUUUAAAGUGAAAGAUAUCUUUUUAUAUAAAGAAUAUAUUGAUAUACAGAUUAUAGAAGAAAAAUACGGAGAAGUAUUUUUUUAUUGCGUAAUGCGCGACGGAACGAGGGAUUUUUACGAUACAAAACAUCUUUUUACGAAAAGUUGUUUUUUAGACGACACUGAACAAAAUCAAGAUUUAAAAAUUAAAACGGCAGGAGAUAAAUUCAUUAUUCUUCAUAAAAAUAAAUAUAAAGGAACACUUAUACAUUUCGUUUCGCUUAAUUUAUAUCAACAAAUCAAUAUGGAUAGAGGUAAACCAUGUGAAAAUCAAGAAUUAAUUUCUUUACAAAGCGAAAUAUAUGACUGUUUUUUUUAUGAAAAAGACUUUUUUGUGCUCACAAAAACUAAGCUUAUUUUUUAUGAAAUAUUAGAUUUAAAACGAUAUGUAGCUGUCAGUCGCGUAGAAGAUGUUUACAAUUUGCUAAAAAAUUUAGGAAUUAGAGAAUCACUUGUUUUAUAUUUUGAUCUUCUAUCCGUCAAAUCAGAUACUACAAAGUUAGAAUAUUUAAUUAUAAAAAUUGAUGAUAAUCAUAUUAAAGGAUUAUUUUCUUUUAUCUAUCGACAAUUAAAAUUUGUCUUAGAAGUUCCUGUUAAAGACAUUAUAGAAAAUGAAAAUUUAAAAGGGGAUCUAGAUUUAAUUGUACAGAAAUUUAAAAACUUGUGUAAUAAGUUAAAACAAAAAGAUUUAGAACUUGGAUUAUCUAUUAUGAACAUUUUUAUACAGAGUGUAUUUUAUAUUAAUUUAUUAUUAGAAUAUGGAAUUAAUACUGAAAAUAUUACUUUUUUUAAAUUAAUUUUUAAUGAAGAAGCAGAAUUUAAAAAGAAGUCACUUGAUACUUUAAUGGAAAUAUUUAAAACUAAUAACAGUUUAGACUCCUUAAUUAAUCUUUUAAGUAAUAAAGCACCAGAUUAUUUACCGCUUAAUGAAAUUUAUUUUCAUAAAGGAUUUGAUCUUCUAAAAAAAUAUCCAUCUAAAGAUAAACUUUGGGAAGCUUUGAAAAAUUUUAAGAAUGUGCCUUUUAAUUUAGAAAUUAUAUCUAAAUUUAAUGACUUGAAAUUUUAUACUGGAUCGGUAAUAUUAAUUAGAAAACAUUUUAACUUUGAUCACGAGGAGACAGUAAAAUAUUUAAGAACGUGUGUUUUAUGCAAUGGUUCAAUUUCUAAAUGUCUUGAAGACAAAAGAGAAGACUUUUUAUAUGCAUUUUUUGAUGCAUUAAUAGCAAAUUUAUUAGUUACAGAAAUAAAGACAGAAUGUGCUUGUUGCGAAAUGAAUACAAAUCUAAAAAUUACUGAUAUAAUUAAAUUAGAAUCUAAAUUUUUAAAUAAGUAUUUAUUAGAAAAGACAGAAACACAUUCUAAUCCUUUAGUCUAUGAAUUAUAUUGGAAAUAUUGUGCGUACAGAGACGACAGAAUUAAUGCAGUAAAAUCUUUAUUAUGGCUUAUAGAUUUUAAGCCUAUAACCUUAGAAAAAAGAAUUGAUUUAUUACAAAAAGCCAAAACUGUCUCUUUACAUACUACUUAUCAAGAUGAUAUUAAAAGAAGAUGCAGUUUAAAGGAUAUACAAUUAAAAUUAAUUGAAAAGGGUGAAGAUAAUAAACCCAUAAAAAUUUCAUUAUUGUCAGCUGAUAUUUUAUUGAAUGAUUAUGCAUAUAAAUAUCCUGAUCUUGCUUUACAAAUCAUCGAUCAGUCACUUUUCACGCACAAUUCCGUCAUAAAAAGUUUACUUCAAAAAAGCAUGGAGGGAGAUUUUAAAUCGGCAGUUAAAUUUUUAACUGUUAAUAAAUUUCAUGGUACAGUGUUUAACUGUGAGAUUAUUGGAGACAUAUUACUUGAUAAAAUGACACAAGGAAAUUCGCUUUCUAAAACACUGUGCGAAAUAGGAUUUAGCUACAGUGAAAUACAAAAAUACAUUGAAAAGAAAAUAAAACAGGAUGACGAUGUAGAAUUUAAAAAUUUUUUAAUAGAAGAUUUUCGCGGAGUGAGUGAUGAUAAGAAAUAUUUUAAACAACUUGAGCAACUCGUUGCAAAAAAUUAA